AGAGGGGGGAAGAGAGAGAAGAUAGUGAGAGUGCGCGGGCACUGGAAAGCUCGCCCAGGUCGGUUUCCAAAGUCGCCCUUGAUGGCGGCAGAGGCGCGGCAGCCUCGGCGCUGAGCAGCCGACACGCGCCGGAGGGUCCGCCCGCCGCCGCCCCUUCCCCGCGCCGCGUCUCGCCCCCGCCCCAGCCCGGUCUGCGCCCCGGCCGGGCGCGCCGGCCCUCCGGACGUCUGCGGCCCGGACGGGAGUGCUCCUUCUCCUCCCGCGGUUUCCAGCCCCGUUCCCUUCCCCGGCUGGGGAGGGAGGCGGGAUUGAUCUUCGAUCGCGAAGAUGGCUGCUGGCUGCCUGCUGGCCUUGACUCUGACACUUUUCCAGUCUUUGCUGAUCCGCCCCUCGUCUGAGGAGCCGUUCCCUUCGGCCAUCACUAUCAAAUCAUGGGUGGAUAAGAUGCAAGAAGACCUUGUCACACUGGCGAAAACAGCAAGUGGAGUCAAUCAGCUUGUUGAUAUUUAUGAUAAAUACAAAGACUUGUAUACUGUGGAACCAAAUAACGCGCGCCAGCUGGUAGAAAUUGCAGCCAGGGAUAUUGAAAAACUUCUAAGCAACAGAUCUAAAGCCUUGGUGCGCCUGGCUUUGGAAGCAGAGAAAGUUCAAGCAGCCCACCAGUGGAGGGAGGAUUUUGCAAGUAAUGAGGUUGUCUACUACAAUGCAAAGGACGAUCUUGAUCCUGAAAAAAAUGACAGUGAGCCAGGCAGCCAGAGGAUAAAACCCAUUUUUAUCGAUGAUGCUAAUUUUGGACGACAAGUAUCCUAUCAGCAUGCAGCAGUCCAUAUUCCCACCGACAUCUAUGAGGGCUCAACAAUUGUACUAAAUGAACUCAACUGGACAAGUGCCUUAGAUGAGGUUUUCAAAAAAAAUCGAGAUGAAGAUCCUUCAUUGUUGUGGCAGGUGUUUGGCAGCGCCACGGGCCUAGCCCGAUAUUACCCGGCUUCUCCAUGGGUUGAUAACAGCCGAACUCCAAACAAAAUUGACCUUUAUGAUGUGCGCAGAAGACCAUGGUACAUCCAAGGAGCUGCAUCUCCUAAAGACAUGCUAAUUCUGGUUGAUGUGAGUGGAAGUGUUAGUGGAUUAACACUUAAACUGAUCCGAACGUCUGUCUCCGAAAUGUUGGAAACCCUCUCAGAUGACGAUUUUGUGAAUGUAGCUUCAUUUAACAGCAAUGCCCAGGAUGUAAGCUGUUUUCAGCACCUUGUACAAGCAAAUGUAAGAAAUAAGAAAGUACUGAAAGAUGCCGUGAAUAAUAUCACAGCAAAAGGGAUUACAGAUUAUAAGAAGGGCUUUAGCUUUGCUUUUGAACAGCUGCUCAAUUAUAAUGUUUCCAGAGCUAACUGCAAUAAGAUCAUCAUGUUGUUCACAGAUGGAGGAGAAGAGAGAGCCCAGGAGAUAUUUGCCAAAUACAACAAAGAUAAAAAAGUACGAGUAUUCACGUUUUCAGUCGGUCAACAUAAUUAUGACAGAGGACCCAUCCAGUGGAUGGCGUGUGAAAACAAAGGUUAUUAUUAUGAAAUUCCUUCCAUUGGAGCAAUAAGAAUCAAUACUCAGGAAUAUUUGGAUGUUCUGGGAAGACCAAUGGUUUUAGCGGGAGACAAAGCCAAGCAAGUCCAGUGGACCAACGUGUACCUGGAUGCCCUGGAACUGGGACUUGUCAUUACUGGAACUCUUCCGGUCUUCAAUAUAACUGGCCAAGUUGAAAAUAAGACAAACUUAAAGAACCAGCUGAUUCUUGGUGUGAUGGGAGUUGAUGUGUCUUUGGAAGACAUUAAAAGACUAACACCACGUUUCACACUGUGCCCCAAUGGCUAUUACUUUGCAAUUGAUCCUAAUGGUUAUGUUUUAUUACAUCCAAAUCUUCAGCCAAAGCCUAUUGGUGUAGGUAUACCAACAAUUAAUUUAAGAACAAGGAGACCCAAUGUUCAGAACCCCAAAUCUCAGGAACCAGUCACUUUGGAUUUCCUUGAUGCAGAAUUAGAGAAUGAUAUCAAAGUGGAGAUCCGCAAUAAAAUGAUAGAUGGAGAAAGUGGAGAAAAAACAUUCAGAACUCUGGUUAAAUCUCAAGAUGAGAGAUACAUUGACAAAGGAAACAGGACAUACACAUGGACUCCUGUCAAUGGCACAGAUUACAGUUUGGCCUUGGUAUUACCAACCUACAGUUUUUACUAUAUAAAAGCCAAAAUAGAAGAGACAAUAACUCAGGCCAGAUCAAAAAAGGGCAAAAUGAAGGAUUCAGAGACACUGAAGCCAGAUAAUUUUGAAGAAUAUGGAUAUACAUUCUUAGCACCCAGAGAUUACUGCAAUGACCUUAAAAUAUCAGAUAAUAACACCGAAUUUCUUUUAAAUUUCAAUGAGUUUAUUGAUAGAAAAACUCCAAACAAUCCGUCUUGUAACACGGAUUUGAUUAAUCGUGUCCUGCUGGAUGCAGGUUUUACAAGUGAACUAGUCCAAAAUUAUUGGAGUAAGCAGAAAACCAUCAAGGGAGUGAAAGCACGGUUUGUUGUGACUGAUGGUGGGAUUACCAGAGUUUAUCCCAAAGAGGCUGGAGAAAAUUGGCAAGAAAACCCAGAAACAUAUGAAGACAGCUUCUACAAAAGGAGUCUUGAUAAUGAUAACUACGUAUUCACUGCCCCCUACUUUAACAAAAGCGGACCUGGUGCUUAUGAAUCAGGCAUUAUGGUAAGCAAAGCUGUAGAAAUAUCUAUCGAAGGAACACUUCUUAAACCUGCAGUUGUUGGAAUUAAAAUUGAUGUAAAUUCCUGGAUAGAGAACUUCACCAAAACAUCAAUCAGGGAUCCGUGUGCUGGUCCAGUUUGUGACUGCAAAAGAAACAGUGAUGUAAUGGACUGUGUGAUUCUCGAUGAUGGUGGAUUUCUUUUAAUGGCAAAUCAUGAUGAUUAUACUAACCAGAUUGGAAGAUUUUUUGGAGAGAUUGAUCCAAGUUUGAUGAAACAUCUGGUUAAUAUAUCAGUCUAUGCUUUUAACAAAUCUUACGAUUAUCAAUCAGUGUGUGAGCCUGGUGCUGCACCAAAACAAGGAGCAGGGCAUCGCUCAGCAUACGUGCCAUCAAUAGCGGACAUAUUACAUAUUGGCUGGUGGGCCACUGCUGCCGCCUGGUCUAUUCUUCAGCAGUUUAUCUUGAGUUUGACUUUUCCACGACUCCUUGAGGCAGUUGAGAUGGAAGACGAUGACUUUGCCGCCUCUCUGUCAAAGCAGAGUUGCAUUACUGAGCAAACGCAGUAUUUCUUCGAUAAUGAUAGUAAAUCAUUCAGUGGUGUAUUAGACUGUGGAAACUGUUCCAGAAUCUUUCAUGCAGAAAAACUUAUGAACACCAACUUAGUAUUCAUAAUUGUUGAGAGCAAAGGGACGUGUCCCUGUGACACACGCCUGCUCAUACAAGCAGAGCAGACUUCUGAUGGUCCAAAUCCCUGCGAUAUGGUUAAGCAACCCAGAUACCGAAAAGGGCCUGACGUCUGCUUUGAUAACAAUGACUUGGAUCAACUUAUAUGCACAACGAGUCGUGCCUGUACCAUGAUGUCAGCUCCUACCUUCAUUUUACUGCAAGUUUUCAUGUGGUGUGGAUGGAGGAUUAUACCGACUGUGGUGGUGUUUCUGGAUUAAAUCCCUCCCUGUGGUCCAUCAUUGGAAUCCAGUUUGUCCUUCUUUGGCUUUUAUCUGGCAUCAGGCACUGCCAGUUAUGACCUCCCAAAGCCAAAUCUGCAUAAUUAAACUCCAGACCCUGCCAAAACAUGAGCCCUCAAAUGCAUUAGCAUAGGGUCAACCAUGGCAUUAGCUGGGCCCGUAAUAUGGCACAAAACUAAGGCGCAGACUCCAAAGGCAUCCACUGGCUGCAUGUCAGGGUGCCACAUCCUUAAACUUGUGUGAAUGUUGCAUCAUCCAUGUAUAACAUCAAAGCAAAAUUUUAUAUGUGCUCUACUGGAAAAUUCGAGAGUUUGUUGUUGCACUGUGUGUGAUUAAUUGUAAAAGGGCUCCCCACACAACUGUUUAUGAAGCAUACAAAUUGUCUUGAUUUAUACCUGGAAAUUUGACUUACUGCAAUCCUUGUUCUUUUAACAAGACAAUCUGUAGGAGAAAAGAAGUUGGUUUGAUUUUUUUUGCCUCCCUUAUUCUGUUAAAAAUUAUUUCUGUUUUGAGUAGUUAUUACUGAAAUACAUAUAUAUAGAGAGAGAGAGAGAAUUAAAAGUGAUGUAAUCUUUUGAGAUAGAUAUAAUGGCCAAUUUUCUAUUUGAAAAAAUUGCCAUGAAUAAAAUGCCUUAUGAAGAAUGGCUUCUCUGCCAAAAAUAUAACAUAAAUGAUGACCAAUUAAGUUUUGGUGGGGUGAUAAAUUGGUUGUUUGGAAAUAACUAAGAAAUUAUUAAACUAAAGGUGCUUGAGGGUGAAAUUUGAAUAUGGACAUAUUUCCUCAUAAAUGUAAGCCCUUAAUAAGUGCUUCAAUGUAAUGUUCCUUUUGUUCACAGUAAAGUUAUGUAGUGCUAGCCAGAUAUUUCAAAAUGCUCUAAGACAAGCUUGUUGGGGGAGGGGAAAAUGUUUUUCUCGUGAUAAAUGAACUUUGGUUACCAAGGGUACUUUGCAUGAUGCUGCUGCUAUUUUAACUUUUUGUUUUUCUCUUACUGUAGAGGAUAGUCCAUUGAAAAGUUAAAUGAGUGACAUUACUAUUAUGUAAGAAUCUGAACCUUGCAGUGUAAUGCACUUAAGUCAUCUUUAACAAUGUUGUUAAGCUACUCUGAAUAUACUGUGCAAUGUAAAUGCUGAAUGAUUGGGUUAGAUCAGUGGCAAAAUGGGAAUUAACAGAUUUUAUACAGAUCCGUGCUUUUGCCUGAAAGCCUAUGUACAGAUAUUUUAAGUACAUAAAUCAGAAUUGACACAUUUAUUUUUUGAAAAGUACAUAUAUGUUCUCAAUGAAGAUUCAUCCUAGGUUUCCUCUUUGUUCAUUUGAAUAGUGGCAUAUACAAUCCAAAAAUUUCUACUGCUGCUGCUACUUUCCCUCCAUUUCAAACGGUGUGAUCGCUUGACCAAAAUGUCCAUGCAGAUUGAUGAGGAUUUUACAAUAAUCUGAACAAAUAGGAAACCUUGAAUCUAUAUGUAUGCACAUGAAUACUUGAUUAUGAAUAAUCAGAAUUGUUUUUAUACAGCCUCAUUGGUAAAAAAUGGUUAGCAUAGUGAAUCAGAUAUUUCAUUAUAGAUUAAUAUGGAUGCAGAAUAUUAUUUAUGCUUUUAAAACUUAUUUUCAGGAGUAAGCAGUAUUUGAAGAAAGGGUAAAAAUAAUGAAUGUAACUCUAGUUAUAGUGAAUAAUUCUGCUGAAGGCUGGAAGUAUGCAGAUAUUUUUAUGGUAAAAUGCAUUUGUUCUUUUUUUUUUUUGAACAUGCCAAAUAUUGGUUUGUGUAUAUGCUGGAAAUUAUCUUAUCUAUCCUUUUUAAGUCAAAAUCUUAUUAAUGUUAUCCAGCAUGCUUUAAUAUGUUCACAUAUCAAACAUAUAACCAAUUCUUUAGCAUAGCUUAAAAGAUAUAUUUGUUUUGUCUUUAGCUUUGCAUACAUUUGUAAUUCCCUCCUACUGCCAAUAUACCCUAGGUACCAUUUGCAUACAUUUCCUUAAAAUAUUUUUUUAUUUAAAAAUGGGGGAAAGGGGAAAUGGAUUCACUUUGCCAACUGUUGUUCUAAGAGUUAACAUCAGUUACCAUUUCUAAUGCAUUGUUGUGAUUUUGUAGUCUCAUUUGUAACUGGUAUUGACAUUUUAGAAAACACCAAAGUGAUUUAAAAAAUAUGGAACUUCUCACUCUAGUAGCUAUGUUUGAGUCAUGUUGUUUGUUAAUUCAAUAUUUAAAUCUUAAAUUGUUAACUUUUGCUAGACUAUUUUAAAUCAUGAAAGUGUUGGGAAGGGGAUAUGAAAAUAUAAAAUUAUGUUUGUGUAUAUAAGCAACACAUUAAAACAAUUGAAUUGCUUCCAGCAUACAACAAACUACCUUAAAAUUAUCUUUAAAACCUAUUAAAAAUAUUUUCAUGGCUAAUGUCACUGAAGUAGUAUGUAUUCAUCAACUACUUUAUUGUUGUAUUAAUCUCAGUUAAACUUGGCAUCUCUUGGCAGGGUCCUAUUUGAUUUCAUUUGCCAUCAAAAUACACUUCCAUGCAUGAGUCUUGCUAUGAUCCUUUACUUUCUGCUAUACAAUAAGCUAAUAUAUUAGGAUAACCACAUGAUUAUAAAUUGGGUAAGAAUGUGCACUCUAAAACUUGUUCUGAAUCUUAAUACUAGUUUCAUGCCUUUAGUAGACUUACCACUUUGUAAGACAGUAACACUCAUCUCAUCAAAUUAUUUUGUUUAAUUUAGCAUUUUUCUGUGAGUUCUAAUUAUUGACAAGAGCUUAAAUUAUAGUACAUUAUAAACAUUGAUUUUCAAAGACGAAACAGUACAAGAGAUCAAGAAAAGAACCUUUAAAACUUUCACUGAUUUAAUUUUUGCUACACUCAUAUAGCUUUAUGUAGUUUGUCAUUAAAACAAAUUCAAAUUCAAAUAAGUCUUCCAUUGGUGUUGAGUUACAGGAACAAGUUUUGCAUUAAUAGUUUUCUUCAUUUGAACAACCAGCAUUACUGCCAAACACCAAUCGUGGUCCAUAUUUGUAACAGGUUUUUAACAUGACAUAGCAAGUUUGAUUGAAGAGAUUUUUAGGUCCUGGGCCUAUGAGAUUUUAGUAUGAUCUUUUUUCAUGUUUCUAAUGCUUGAGGCAUUAUUGCUUAACUUGGAAAAAAUUAAACAGUGUUGCUGCCAUUUGUAAGUUUUCUUAUAAUAUUCCUUUUAUUAACUUUAAAACUGGCCUUACUGGGUUCAAAUAGGCAGUAUCCCUUUUAAGUGGCCUUUGCAACCCAAGUGUUACUUGCUUAUUUGAUGCUUUCUUGCAUUUUCUAUCUUAUUUAAAUCUUUAUCUCCACCAAAGCUUAAAUUCUAUCUCUUAAUUUAAAACUCUAAACUAUUCCAUUGAUCAUAUUAGUUAACAUUAAAAUGUCUAAAGGUAUAGAGUUUAAUCCAGUGAAACAAAUGGGUGUAGUGAUUUUUUUUCAAGUGUAGCAUAGAAUGAUUAUUUCACUUGCUCACAAUUUCAAAUACUGUAUUGUUGUCUGGAACUUGUGUUUUUCCAUAGCAGAAUGUUAAUAUUGCUAAUAAUCAAUGUGCAUUUAUAUAAAAAGCAAAUCAAUAAAUCAAAUGUAUCAAGUGUUGGAAAAAAUCCAGAACUUCAAAGACUUAGGCCACCCUUACCAAUAAUUUCAUGUACCUUAUUUAAAAACUCACUCGAAGAAAUUCGUCUGAGAUUAAUGGGAUACUGUCUUGUAUAGAUGCCAACUGAGUUUACAGUGUGACCUGACAAAGCUAUCUUUUCUGUUGUGCUGUACGAUGUUGGAUCAUGCUUUUUAGGGUACUUUUAUUAAAAUGCUCAGUGUGCAUCCAUGCAAAAGGCCAAGUGGCUUUGUGAACAAAAGAUCUUUUCUCCCAUUUAUUAUGUUCUCUUGACACUUUUGUGGAAAUUAACUAGCCUGAUAAAAAACAUUUUGUAAAAAUUUGUAUGAUACUGUUAUAAAAAUAUUUAUAAUCCCAGAAAAUGUUGUGUUAAAUCUUGUGCAAAAACAGUAUAUUCAGAAUAAAAGUUUAUCAUUUAAAGUCA
Molecule: messenger RNA, 7719 nt
Organism: Phyllostomus discolor (pale spear-nosed bat)
Lineage: Eukaryota; Metazoa; Chordata; Mammalia; Chiroptera; Phyllostomidae
Gene: CACNA2D1
Product: calcium voltage-gated channel auxiliary subunit alpha2delta 1
Exons: 41
Coding region: 328-3669 (1113 amino acids)
Cellular component (GO): L-type voltage-gated calcium channel complex
Molecular function (GO): voltage-gated calcium channel activity
Source: RefSeq, a predicted model, not a curated record